Molecule: messenger RNA, 153 nt
Organism: Prunus armeniaca (apricot)
Lineage: Eukaryota; Viridiplantae; Streptophyta; Magnoliopsida; Rosales; Rosaceae
Source: the annotation of a GenBank genome assembly
AUGUCAGGACCAUCCAAGUUUGCCCCGCAAUGGGAAGGUCCAUUCGUAGUCAAGGAAGUACACAGCAGUAGCUAUUAUCGCUUGAUCUCUGUUAAGGAAGGCAUGCUAACGGAUCCCAUCAAUGGAAAAUGGCUCAAGCCCUACUACUGCUAA